Messenger RNA from Caenorhabditis auriculariae, 2957 nucleotides. NCBI's taxonomy places the organism in Eukaryota, Metazoa, Nematoda, Chromadorea, Rhabditida, Rhabditidae. The record is from the annotation of a GenBank genome assembly.
AUGGAUUUCUCGGAGUUAGUGGUUUGCCGUUCCAUUUUGCGACGACAAUUCAAUUAUUUCCGAAGCUAGAAAAAUAUGUAAGAUUGCGAAAUUUAAUAAUUAUAUAUAUAUAUAUGCCAUUCCGCGCCAGCUUGUAACCUUUUUUCCGCCAAAAGGCCAGGUCAAAUAUGACCAACUUCGCUUCAAGACCUUUGUUUCUUGCCGUUUUAAAAGAAGAAUUGAUAAGAAAGCUGUUUUUUAGUGUAGCCUUAUUUCAGCUUCUCUUCAAAAACGUGACAGUCUCGCUCGGAAUUUUCCAUAACUGCAACAAAAAAAAACUAAAACAAAAACCGAAUUCCGUGAAGCGAAGCAGGUCAAAUUUAAUCUAAUUUGGUAUACAGUCUUUUUGGCGGAAAGAAAAACGAAACAAGCUCGCGCGGAAUAGGCUAUAGUUUUUCGGACUUCACUAUCGAAUAUUUUUGCCUUUAAAGGUCGAGGCAUCUGUCUUUUAACUAAAAUCAAAAGUAUGAAUAUUUUCAAAAUUUUUUUAGGCCAGCAGUUUUCUUGUUUUAAAGUAUAAACCUGCCGCAAUCAACAGCGUUUUAGAUCGUUAUUUGUAACAUGAAUCGUUUCCCACAGAUUAUUUUGUGAACAAGCUAUAUCAUUAAAAGGAAAAAGGAAUUUUUCUGAAAAAGGAAAUACUUCGAAAACAUACAUUUAUGGUGACGAAGACUAAACCAUUUUUUUUCCUUAUGGCGUGUUCGUCGGAGAAAAGAGAAACAUGUUUCAAAACGAAAAAUCGUGAUCAUAGGCUGCCGAAGUUGCUCAAAAACAGUAUUAAUUUUUGUUUCGAAGCAUUUUUCGUUUUUUUUUUUUUCCGAUGAACAUGCCAUGAAAAAGAUUUCGCUCUGAAAAAUUUGACGCGGGCAAAGAAUUAAACAACUUUUCACUGUUUGGCGGCUAAAACCCAAUUUUAUGGACUAUAUUGUAGCGAGAGUAACAAUGUAGCGCGGGGGAGCCGCGAGCAAUGUCGCUCGCCUCUCGCUGCGACCUCGCAAACGUCUUGCGCUAUAUCGCUCUCUGAAAAAAAAUUUUCAAAAAUGUUUUUUUUUUUCGCCUGUCGCGAUAUAGGGAAUUAUGUUGGGUGUCCUUUAGUGACUUUUUCAGCCUAGUUUUCCGCGCGCGUAAAGUUAGUUUGCAACGCGACAUAUCAACUAUUAUUGUUUGACGUUUUUCGCAUAAUGCUGUGUUUAAAGUGCUCUCAUGUUGGUUAGUUUCACCCGUGGAUGCUACCGCCGAUCUCCCAUUGAACCCCAGCCGAGCACCCGAAACGCAAUUUUUAGCCGCGCAUAGACCCCGUUUAAUUCCAGCGGAUCUACGCAAACGCACAGUUCUCAGCACGGAUGGCGCACGGUGCAUUCUGCUUUUUUGCACUCUGGUGCAUAACUGGAGUCUGCACCGUGCAGUUUUGGUGCUUUUUUGGUGUCGCACUGGUGCAGCGCGCUAAAAGCACUGAUUUGACACCUUUGCACCAAAAAAUCACCGAAAUCGCACGGUGCAGACCCCAAUUACGCACCAGAGUACAAAAAAGGAGAAUGCACCGUGCGCCACCCUUGCCGAGUUCAAGCGCCGAGCCCCCGUUUAGGUCCAGGGAAUUACCCGAAACGUUAAACACCGGGCUAUCGACCGUAGCACCCGCUUUGCAAAAUUAUGACAUAUUGGACCGAAUUUUGCUACCGGCCAUCAUGAGAGUGAUUCAUCGAAAUCCAGGCUAGCCGUCAGAGAGAGAAAAAUAUAAUUUUUGCAUUUCGCGGAAAUAACUUUGUACACGAGAUAAUGAAAAAAAAACCAAUAUCUUUUUCAAAUUUAUAGAAAAGUUGAAAUGGCUUGCGGGCUCGCUCUCAAAAGACCUCACGAGUACGAAGCAUACUUGAAAGACGACGGAUAUGGACCCGAUCCCAAGCGUGCCAGAACAGCUUCUCAUUGUUCUCCGUUUCGACCUCAAAUGGGUACCAUAGCUGCCAACUUGCCGUCAUCGAGUACAAGUUUCUCACAACGGUCAAAGGUUCGUUUUUUUUUUUCAUUAUUGUUUUCUUGACUUUUUCGCCUGAUGAAGUUAUAAGUUUUAUGUGCUAUAUAUUCCUUGUUCGAGGCUAGUACUCCAACGAGCUCAGAAUAGCACUAGAUUAUUGGCAGUAUGCAACCAGAGUUGUUUUAUUUAAGCAUUUUUCUGUACUUAAUACUGACUACAUAUUUUAAAGGAGGAUGAAAGCUCGCCUUUUGCUGUUAUUUCGGGACAAUGUCAGCUUUCUUCGUCUCAGCUGGAUGCUUACUUACGCUCGGAAAUACGCUGCCUUCGAAGAAGAAAAAUUCUUCCGAAGCGCUCUUUUCAGUCUGCGGCCGAAGCUGACACAAAAUUAGUAGAUGAUCCUGUAGAAAGAAAGGAGUAUCGGACGCCAAGCUCUCCCACUCACGUAUGUUCUUUUUUUUUGUGGAUUUUUCAAAUAUUUUAUUCAGUCUGCUUCUGAUUCCGACGGUGAAGGAACUUCGAAUCAAACUCAGACCAAGAAAAAUUUGCUUUACUCAAAGCCUCAAUUCAGCCUCAAACAGGUUUGUUAAGGCCCAAGUUUAAUUAAGCGUUCACUCUUUUUAGGUUCAAAUAAUUUGUGAACGCCUUUUGAAAGAGCAGGAGAUGCGCCUCCGUCAUGAAUAUGAGACCGCGCUCAACAAAAAGCUCAACGGUAUUAUAUUUUCAUUUUAUUUUUUUGCGAUUUCAUUUAAUCUUGCUGUAGUCGGGCUUUAAAAAGUAUAACGUUCCGUAAUAUUUCGGUUUUUUCGAGAAUUUACAGAAGUUGAUAAGCUUCAUAAAAAUUUUUUCAGAGCAACAUGAACAGUAUGUACAGUUUGCCUCCGAACAACUUGCUCAACAGCGUGUCGAUUCUUCCCACGGCGAUUACGCUUUUUCUUACCUUUCAUAG